Molecule: messenger RNA, 1308 nt
Organism: Adineta ricciae
Lineage: Eukaryota; Metazoa; Rotifera; Eurotatoria; Adinetida; Adinetidae
Source: the annotation of a GenBank genome assembly
AUGGCAAUUACGGACAAGUUAGAAGACUUCGUGGAACAAAGUAUCGUCCGUAUAACAGGCCAGAAGAAUGAGGAAGUUACUGAUAUUCAACUUUCCGCCCAAAGUCAACGUGGUCUCGAUUGGUUUUGUUUUUUCCUCUCUGAUAUUCUCAACGGUGUUGAUUCUUUUUUAACUGUCUACCUUGCAGGCAAAAAUUGGCAGCCACAACAGAUUGGCUUUGCCUUGAGUGCUUCCAGUUUUACAACUAUGAUAUCUCAAAUACCAAUCGGUGCCAUAGUCGAUAGUGUGCGUAAUAAACAAGCGCUAAUCACUCUAGGAGUUGUUGUCAUACCCAUCACUGCAAUUAUUUUCGCAUUCUGGCCUUUGUUUUGGCUCGUUGUCUUAGGUCAAAUUAUGUUAGGUAUUGUCGAGCCGAUGUUUUGCCCUGCAAUAUCAGCCAUUUCUUUGGGAUUGGUCGGACAAACUCACCUGGGGACGCGUAUCGGUCGUAAUCAAGCUUAUGGAGCAGCAGGAAAUGUAGUCUCAGCUGUGGUCAUGGGACUUCUUGGUUACUAUGUAUCUACUCAAUCUAUUUUCUUCUUUGUCGUUGGUAUUUCCGUUCCAGCAUUGAUAUCGCUUUCAUGCAUUCGCCGCCAUGAAAUCAACUAUGAACGUAGUCGUGCUGCUAAACAGUGUGUAAAUGGUAUGACAGUAUUCACUUAUCGACAAUUACUGGUUCACAUUUUUCAUGAUCGACGUCUUCUAAUAUUUUUCAGUUGUGUCAUAUUGUUUCACUUUGGUAAUGCAUCAAUGCUUCCCAAUAUGGUUCAAGCGGUUGCUCGUGACCAUUCACCUGGAGCGUCUUCGGUGUUUCUAUCUGCAUGUGUUGCUGUUACUCAAUUCGUGAGUGCAUCUUUGGCUGCAUGGGUUGGACGUCGUGCAGAUGUCUGGGGUCGUAAGCCACUAUUACUGGUUGGGUGGGCUGCAGUACCUAUACGUGGUUUUGCAUGUAUCUUAACUCGCAAUCCUAUACUUUUAGCUAGUGUUGAAAUUCUCGAUGGGAUUGCAGCUGCUGUCUACGCCGUGGUCAUAGUUCUUGUAGUUGCUGAUUUAGCUCAUAACACAGGCCGAUUUAAUCUUUUACUUGGCGUGCUUAGUGUGUCAUCCGGACUCGGUUACACGUUGAGUAAUUCAAUUACGGGAAUAAUUGUUCAACGCUUCGGUUUCAAUUAUGGAUACAUGGUUCUAUCAACGUUCGGUACAGCUGGAUUUAUUCUAUUACGAUUUGCAAUGCCGGAAACAUUAUUAGUAUCAAAUACUAUCAUCUGA